AUGUCGUCGACUGCGCUAGGACUGCAAUCCGAAGAGGCCCGUCUCCUCGAAGAAGCUCGCGCGGUGGUUAAGCAGCAAACACGCUUGAUGCUGAAAUGUCUGGAAACACCGGGAAAGCUCAUGGAUGCGCUGAAGUGCAGCUCGACAUUGGUAUCGGAACUCCGAACGAGCAGUUUAGGUCCCAAAAUGUACUACGAGCUCUACAUGGAUGUUUUUGAUGCGCUUCGGCACUUGUCGGCAUUUUUGAGAGAGAGCCAUCCUGUGAACCAUUUGGCGGAUCUGUACGAGCUAGUGCAGUAUGCAGGGAAUAUUAUUCCGCGGUUGUACCUGAUGAUUACAGUCGGAACGGUCUACAUGAGCAUCGAAGAUGCGCCGGUGAAAGAGAUUAUGAAGGAUAUGAUGGAAAUGAGCAGGGGUGUUCAGCAUCCUAUUCGUGGUCUAUUUCUGCGAUAUUACCUUUCAGGACAGGCGAGGGAACAUCUACCUACCGGGCUUGGAGAUGGGCCGGAAGGAAACCUCACCGAUUCGAUAUCAUUCGUUCUCAACAACUUCGUGGAGAUGAACAAGCUAUGGGUCAGAUUACAGCACCAAGGGCAUUCUAGGGAACGAGAAAAGAGAUCGCAGGAGCGAAAGGAGCUACAAUUACUUGUCGGAAGCAAUUUGGUCAGACUGAGCCAAUUGGUCGAUUUGGAGGCGUAUAAGAAGACAAUUCUAGCGCCUUUAUUAGAGCAGGUUGUGCAGUGUCGAGACAAGCUGGCACAAGAGUAUCUCUUGGAGGUUAUAAUACAAGUCUUCCCGGACGAAUUCCACUUGCACACACUCAACGAAUUCCUAUCUGCGACGGCGAAAUUGAACCCAGAUGUCAACAUCAAAUCGAUCAUUAUCGCGUUAAUGGAUCGGUUAUCGACUUAUGCGGCUAGGGAUGCAAACUCGGAGUCUUCUGACGAUCGAAAGGCCAAAGAAGUGGCUGCUGUUGAAGCAUUGGUAGAAAAGCUCAAGCUGGAAAAGGAUAAUAAACCAGAACCAGUUCCAGUGCCUGCGCCUGCAGCGGAUGUCGCCCCUCCGGAUACGGAAAGCGAUUCUAAACCUGCUGAUGGAGCGGAUAGCCCGAGCCCCAAGGAGGACGGGGCUGAAGAAGCACCAAAAGAGGUAACAGCAGACGGAGAAGAUGAAGAAGGGCCGAUAUUAUCAAGGAUAAAACUCUACGAGAUUUUCUAUGCCCAAGUGGUAAACUUGGCAAAUGCACAAAUGCUCCCAAUACAGGAUAUCACGGCUUUGUUGGUAUCCUUAGCCAACCUUGCAUUGAACAUUUACCCCGAGAACCUUGAGUACGUCGACCAGGUUCUCGAGUAUACCCACCAGAAGGUCAAGGAGCUAUCGAGUUCGGCAGACCUUCAUCUUCUUGCUACCCAGCAGAAUAUUCUCGGGGUUCUACUUGCACCUCUGGGUUCUUAUGUCUCUUUGUUUACCGUUCUUGCGCUGCCAAACUACAUUCCCUUGCUUCAAGCACAAUCAUACCAAACGAGGCGUGCUGUUGCUUCAUCGGUAACCAAAACCAUCCUCUCUAGCUCAGUCAAAAUUUCGACAGAAGAGCAUGUUCGAGGUGUCCUCGACCUCGUUCAAGUCCUAAUCAAGGAAGCGGCCCCUCAACAAGCAAUAUACCCUGGAACCCAGCAGCGACGGCUCCGAGAAACGGACAGCGAGGAAGUUGUCGAGGAGCAAGGCUGGCUUGCACGGUUGGUCCAUGUCAUCCAAAGUGACGAUAACGACGUUCAGUACAAGCUUCUCCAGGCCACCCAGAAAGCUUUUGCAGAAGGUGGUGAUAGAGUCAAGUAUACUACCCCAGCGCUGAUAACUGCCUGUGUCAAGCUCGCACGAAGACUCAAAACUAGAGAACACUUUGACGACGAAUGGCAGUCCAAGAGUCAGUCGCUAUACAAAUUUGCGCAUCAGAUGCUAAGUAGCCUAUACACCCGCGUCAACUGCGCAGAUCUUUGCCUUAGGCUUUUCGUCAUGUGCGGCCAAAUUGCAGACCAAGGUAGCAGUUUCGAGGAAGCAGCCUACGAAUUCUUUGCACAAGCGUUUACUAUAUAUGAAGAAGCGAUAUCAGACUCUAGAGCUCAAUUCCAAGCUGUCUGCGUCAUUUCGGGGGCCCUGCAUUCGACGAGGAACUUUUCCAAGGAGAAUUAUGAUACACUGAUUACCAAGUGCGCAUUACAUGGAUCAAAGUUGCUGAAGAAACCGGAUCAGUGCCGUGCCGUUUAUUUGGCAAGUCAUUUGUGGUGGGCUGUUGAGAUUCCAGCAAGAGAGGAAGAGGACGGAAAGACACUUUACCGAGAUGGAAAGCGUGUUCUGGAGUGCUUGCAGCGAGCGCUCAGAGUCGCAGAUGCUUGCAUGGAUGCUGCCGUAUCGAUCGAGCUUUUUGUCGAAAUUCUGAAUCGAUAUGUGUAUUACUUCGACCAGCAGAACGAAGCAGUCACUGUCAGAUAUAUCAACGGUCUCAUCGAGUUGAUUCAUUCAAAUUUGGCCAAUAACUCUGACUCGGCGGCGAACGAGAGCCCAAAGGCUCAUUUUGAGCGAACUUUGGAGUACAUCUCGUCAAGGGAUUACGAAGGGGUCAUCACCGACAUGAAGGGUUGA
This is a messenger RNA of Orbilia oligospora ATCC 24927, 2640 nucleotides long. RefSeq lists its product as uncharacterized. The transcript is spliced from 8 exons. Gene Ontology annotation, biological process: intracellular protein transport; retrograde transport, endosome to Golgi. Bases 1 to 2640 code for a protein of 879 amino acids. Gene Ontology annotation, cellular component: retromer, cargo-selective complex; late endosome; retromer complex. NCBI's taxonomy places the organism in Eukaryota, Fungi, Ascomycota, Orbiliomycetes, Orbiliales, Orbiliaceae. The record is from RefSeq and is a predicted model, not a curated record.